This is a messenger RNA of Fusarium tjaetaba, 993 nucleotides long. RefSeq lists its product as uncharacterized. The transcript has a single exon. The record is from RefSeq and is a predicted model, not a curated record. Lineage: Eukaryota; Fungi; Ascomycota; Sordariomycetes; Hypocreales; Nectriaceae. Bases 1 to 993 code for a protein of 330 amino acids.
AUGAAGGGCCGUCCCGUUGACCAGCUCGUUUACGAGUGCAUGUUCCCUCGCCCCAAGAGCAACGACCCCCUGAACUUCCACGCUCUACUCCAACGCAACUUGAUCCCAGAGGUUCGUCAGGAAACACACGCUUUCUACGGCCACCUCGACACCCAGGAAGCCAAGUACCCCGGCCUCGACUACACUCACCACACCCAUCGCAUUCGUCUCUCUCGCUGGCCAUGGCACCGACGACUCUUCCGCGCCUUCGACAGCCUCAAACUCACCGGGGCCGAAAUCGCAGGCUUGACCAAGUGGGAGGGAACAAAAUGGGCCAAGGAGAAGUACGAGAAGGAACAGGGAUAUGUUAUUCAUGACACCACCGCCGACGGUUUCCCUGACUGGGCCGAUAUCGAACACCUGCCCCGCGCCAACCGAGAUCAGUCCGUCGAGGUGGAAGGUGUUGCUAUUGACGAUCUGUACAACGAAAUGAUGGAGGUCGAGAGCGAGGACGAGCUGGAUAGUGUGGGUGUCGAACUGAACGAGCGCCUCAGGGACGGUGUUGCGAGACGCGACGCCGGAGACACUUCAGCGGUCCUCGACGAGGAAUGGGAGCAGUGGCUAAAGAACGCCAUUGAAUCUGGUGAAAUCAACUACCUAAACGACCACAUCUUUCACGACAGCGACACUGUCCCUGCAGCUCUCUUCCCUCCAGGCUUGCUCAGCACCGCCCGAGCUGGCCAAUGGCAUGAGAUCCCCGAAUCUCUUCACCGCAUCCUCCGCCGCACACUGCAGUCAGAGGACCCCAAUCGUCCCCAACAGACGCAGACGCCGAUGCAGACACUACCACAACCGCAACCACAGACAUCGAGCCUGCGCUCUACAUCCUCCCUGCGGCGCCACCUGAUUGACAACCGGCAGUGGCGUGCUCCGUGGACACGUCGCACCUUUUCAGAUCUCCGUCUGCCUGUGGGCGAUGCUAGUUCAGGACGAGCAGAUAAUUCCAAUGCUUGA